AUGUAUGACAAAAUUGAUAAAUUCAAAGAAUAUGUAGUUCAAAAUUCUUUUGAGUAUAUACGAAUUAAAAUUUAUGGAUUUUUCAGGCUAAAUGCUAUCGAAUCUUGCUGCUAUUUUGGAUCAGUGAACAUUUUUCAGUUUAUAAUUUCAUGUUUAAAUCAAGAAAUUACAUCGGAUUGCCUUGAAUAUUCAUUCAUAGGUGGAAAUACAGAUAUCAUCAAUGAAUGCUUGAAGAAGUUUACAAUAGAUAGUGAAUGCAUGAACAAUAUAAUUUCAUCUCAUAACAAUAAAUUUUUAGAAUAUGUUUUCGAAAGAAAUUUAUUUAGAUUAGAAGAAAUUGAAUAUCAAAAUAUAAUCGAUUCACAAAACUUGAAAGCAGUAUUUCUAAUGUUCAAAGAAGAUAAAAAUUCAAUUAUUCCGUGGUGUGCUGCAUUUCCAGAAACAAUAGAAAUACUUGUUAAUGAAAAAGUCGAUCUAUUUAAGACCUCUUCUGAUAAAGAAGCGUUACUUCAUUUUUCAGCAGCUUUUAAUACAAUUUAUAUAUGUAAGUUUUUGCUGAAUUCAAGCGACUUUUUCCAAAAAGUUAAUAGUAUAAAAGAUGAUUUGGGAAGGAUUGCUCUGCAUCAUGCAUCAAUGGGCAAUAGCGUAGAAGUCGCUAAAGUUCUAUUAUUUUUUGGUGCAAAUGUUAACGCCCAUGAUAAAUAUGGAGAAACACCACUUCAUUUCGCAGCAAAUUAUAACAAUAAAGAAAUGGCUGAACUUCUCAUUCAUUCAGCGGCUAAAAUAAAUCUUAAAAAUAAACUCAAACGAACUUGUCUUCAUGAAGCUGCAUAA
Trichomonas vaginalis G3 is the source of this 834-nucleotide messenger RNA. Its product is annotated as proteasome regulatory particle assembly. The coding region runs from base 1 to 834 and encodes 277 amino acids. The record is from RefSeq and is a predicted model, not a curated record. Lineage: Eukaryota; Parabasalia; Trichomonadida; Trichomonadidae. The transcript has a single exon. Gene Ontology annotation, molecular function: protein binding.